CGAUGCGACUCGAUCCGAUCCGGCAUUCAGUCCGCCGUCUGAAGAGCUCGAGUGCGCGUGCCAACUGGAUCAGCUGCCCAAUAGCCCCACAGUCCCAUCCCUCCGUACCUUAGAAGCAUAUAUAAAUAUAACUUAAUUUUUUCAAGAUCACCGCAGAGAGCAGGGCAUCGCUCCUUGCUCGUAUUCGUAUUUCGACUUAUCUCUCAGUUCUCUCCAGUUCGGCGCUCGUGUCGGUCGUAAACAUAACUCAAAAAGUCGGUGGAAAAAGUGGUGAAGUCAGUAGCCGGCUAAACGCGACUCGGGUCGGAAGUCUUCGCUCCUGGCAAACCAGAAAGCCCCGUCCACGCGAUAAGGGUGUACAUAAAAAGAAAAAUAAAUAAAUAAAUAAAACAAGUUGAAUAAAUACAUAAGAAAAUCAUAUGAAAUGCAACUUUUCGACGACUUUUGCAAGAGCUUCAACAAGGAAUUGCAAAGGGCGAAUUUCGGCUUUGCGUACAAUCGAGUUCAUUUGUUCUACAGAUCUCAGUGGCAAAAAGAUGAGACCAACACAAUAUACUUGCUCUACCGAUGGAUUUGGGCCCUGUUUUUCCUGGGCGUGUACAUCAUGUGCGUCAUCGUUCAGUUUUGCGACGGAAAGUUCUUCAUCUACAUGACCAACUGGGGCUUCGGACUCUGCACGAUCACCAUGCUGAUCUCCGCCGUGCAAGUCACCUGCUGGCACUUCGAUGUGAGGAGCACCCGGAGCCUGGUACAGGAGUCCGGCCACAAGGCGGAGACCACGAGGGGUCUGAAAAUCUACUGGUGGCUAUACAACAUGACCCUCUCGCUGGCUCUGAUCAUAUCAACAGUGUACUGGGUGUUUCUCCAUGGAAAAAUGAACAAGCCCAUGCGAUUCCCUGCCAUCAGCAUACUCACCCACGGAAUGAAUUCUGUGAUGAUGAUGAUCGAUUUCCUGGUCGUGGCAUUUCCGCUGAGGAUACUGCACAUGGUGUACGCGAUGAGUCUGGCGAUAUUCUUCUUUAUAUUCACUCUUAUCUACCAUUUAUGCGGGGGAACAGAUGAAUUUGGCAAUCACUAUGUGUAUCCCAUUCUGGACUGGAACAAUCCCAACCGCUGCAUGGUGACCUUUGUGGGCAUCUUCGUGCUCAUCAUGUGCUACUGGGUGCUGCUCUUUGGACUCUACAAGUUGAAGAGAAUGUUCAAUAGGGCAUUCAGUGUGGUUUGGUCCCCUCAUGCUGUGGGCCUCAUAUGAGGGACAUAAUACACGUUAUAGACACCACGCACAGUCAUGUAAUAUCACCUCAUUGGAGCCCGCACAUAUACAUAUUAUGUAACUACCAUUAACAAUCCUCCAAAAUCGACGCUGAAAGGGAGUCGCACACUUGCAUGCAUUUAUUUAUAUCUAGUAUUUCAUAUUGUAAGUUUUAAUCAUCUGGUUCCUUAACACUGAAUUGGUUUAGUUAGGUUAAUUCUUAUACGUUAUGUUGUUAUUGCGUAUUUCGAUUAAAUAGUAUAAAUAUGAAAUUUGUUGAAAAUACUCUGCCUAAGGGAUAGACCAAGAAAAUAAUGGAAUUGUAUACAAAUUUAUAACGAAUAUCAAAAACCGGAAGAAACGAAAGUGAAUAAAGAAAAUGAGCCAUAAUUUAAUUUAA
Drosophila erecta is the source of this 1652-nucleotide messenger RNA. RefSeq names its product protein rolling stone. Bases 425 to 1252 code for a protein of 275 amino acids. The transcript is spliced from 4 exons. Gene Ontology annotation, cellular component: membrane. NCBI's taxonomy places the organism in Eukaryota, Metazoa, Arthropoda, Insecta, Diptera, Drosophilidae. The record is from RefSeq and is a predicted model, not a curated record.